AUGCCCACGAAACGCACUCGAGCCGGCCCGGUAACCCCGUUCACAAGAGCAAAUAACAAGCAAGGUGAACCCAUCCCGAUACCUGAGCCGCGCGUAGAGGAGGAGGAAGAGGUUAGCGACGAAGCGUCCACAACAACGCCUACAACAACUUCUUCCUCGAACAUAGAUCCUCAUAUAGAGAGAUUCCGCACUUCUGCUCCUCAUCCACCUGUCCCCUGCUUCCAAUGCGCAAUGAACAUCUUCACCCUCAAACCCCCAAACGGCGAAAUCUCCGGUCUACACCACUGCAUCUCUACCCCGAAAGGUUGCGAAAAGUGCAAAAAGCACAACCUCGGAUGCUCUCCGCUACCACCCGCAGCCCAUCGCGAAGCCCUCAAAAUCUCGCGAAUGCCGCCGAUUUAG
Aspergillus calidoustus is the source of this 402-nucleotide messenger RNA. The record is from the annotation of a GenBank genome assembly. Lineage: Eukaryota; Fungi; Ascomycota; Eurotiomycetes; Eurotiales; Aspergillaceae.